This is a messenger RNA of Hemicordylus capensis (graceful crag lizard), 5381 nucleotides long. It is a transcript of the gene RPS6KC1, whose product is annotated as ribosomal protein S6 kinase C1. Bases 656 to 3859 code for a protein of 1067 amino acids. Gene Ontology annotation, cellular component: early endosome. The record is from RefSeq and is a predicted model, not a curated record. NCBI's taxonomy places the organism in Eukaryota, Metazoa, Chordata, Lepidosauria, Squamata, Cordylidae. Gene Ontology annotation, biological process: protein phosphorylation. Gene Ontology annotation, molecular function: protein kinase activity; phosphatidylinositol binding; ATP binding. The transcript has 18 exons.
UUGGGCUUGGGCUGGAAAGGGGCAAUCUGCCUUGCUGAAAGCUGGAGGAUGUUCUGUAUGGAGGUUUUUUGUUUUGCUAAAGCAGCCUGAGUCCGAGUUCUAACCUGCAGGAGCAACCAUGUAGUGCAUUGCAGGGUUGUUGUAAGUCACUUAGCCUUAGCCCGCCCGGCCGCAAGCUGCAGCAGCUAUUUCUGUGGGUCACAGUCGCCCCCUUACCUGAUAGGUCUGGAACGGAGGAAAGGCCCUCUCGGUCUUGAUACGGAAGAGCUCCACACACAGAGAGACCCUUUUCGGUGCAUUUAUUCGAGUCGCCUUUCUGGAGCGCGUGACACCCAGCCGCCGUGGGAACCUAGCCGGCAUCUCCUUCUGCGGCUGCUGCCACCUUCCGUGGACGAGCCGAGCUGUCCCUCCGCGCCAGGCCGGCCGGAGGCGGCCGGACGGCUGACUUGUUUCUCGGGACGAUCCUUGCUCCCCCAAUUGCUUUGAAGGAGCUGCUGUCGCCGCCGUCGCCCGCUCGCAGCUGCUUCCGCCCGCGGCUGACCCGGGUGUGGAUCUGCUGCUGCCGCCAGACAGCGCUGGGAGGCGGCGCCGGAGACGCAGCGGCUGCACCACCCACCGGCAACGGGCCACCGCGGGCCCCGCCGCCGCCACCAGGAUGAUCUCCCCGCGGGAACGAGGCGGGGAGGUGGCUCGUUUCUACACGGUCACCGAGCCCAAGCGCCACCCUCGAGGAUACACCCUCUAUAAGGUCACCGCGCGGAUUGUUUCCCGGAGAAAUCCAGAGGAUGUCCAGGAGAUAGUCGUUUGGAAGAGAUACAAUGACUUUAAGAAAUUGCACAAAGAGCUGUGGCAGAUUCAUAAACAUUUAUUCAGGCAUACAGAAUUGUUUCCUCCUUUUGCUAAAGCAAUAGUAUUUGGGCGAUUUGAAGAAGGUGUGAUUGAAGAGAGAAGACAGUGUGCAGAAGAUUUGCUUCAGUUUUCUGCCAACAUCCCAGCACUCUAUAACAGCAAACAGCUUGAAGAUUUCUUCAAGGAUGGAGAGGUGCAUGAUGGGUCGGAAUUGAUUGGCCCUGCAGAACCCCUGUUGGAUUCCCUGACAGACAGUUUAUCUACCUGCAGCUCUGAAGCUCGAAAGGAUGCCAGUGGCCUUGAUGACGUGACAACUAGUCAAUCAGAAUAUGGAGGUUUCUCCAGUGACAGUGACCUGAUCUCUUUAACCGUUGAUGUGGACUCUCUUGCUGAGAUUGAUGAUGGAAUGGCAUCUAACCAGAAUUCUCCCAAUAGAUCCUUUGGUCUCAGCUUUGUUGCUGAACCUUCGGCCCAGGCCUCUGCCCUUUCAGACCAUGAAUGGAGCAAACCUGACAGUGAGAGGGAGAGCCGUGGUCUGUUCACUGGGAGCUUAAAAGCCAAGCUUGGCAGGCGAGACUACUUGGAGAAGGCAGGGGAACUGAUCAAACUAGCUUUGAAGAAAGAGGAAGAAGAAGAUUAUGAGGCUGCUUUUGGCUUCUAUAGGAAAGGAGUUGAUCUGCUUCUGGAAGGGGUUCAAGGGGAGUCGAGUCCAACGCGUCGUGAAGCAGUGAAGAGGAAGACUUCAGAAUAUCUUAUGAGAGCAGAAAAAAUUUCCAGCCUCUACUGUAAACCCUCGUCAGAAGAUGGAUCUAUUUCUGGGCCUCCAGGAUCACUAAGUUCAAGGCCCUCUUGGAACCUAAGGAGCCCUGCCGAGGAACUGAAGGCCUUUAGAGUCCUUGGGGUGAUUGACAAGGUUUUGCUUGUCAUGGACACAAGAACACAGCAGACAUUUAUCCUGAAGGGUCUAAGGAAAAGUAGCGAGUACAGCAGGAAGAGAAAGACCAUCAUCCCCCGCUGCGUGCCCAACAUGGUGGCUCUGGACAAGUACAUCAUCUCCGAGGAAUCAGUAUUCCUUGUGCUGCAUCAUGCGGAAGGUGGCAAACUUUGGUCUUAUAUCAGUAAGUUUUUAAACAGAACUCCUGAAGAAAGCUUUGAAGCCCCUGAUUCCAGAAGAUCCAGCUCCACCAAAAUACAUUUGCAGCAGGCAACUCCUAGUCCUCAAGACCUUGGCAGUAGCACUGACUCCAGGGGAAGCAAUGGUGACAACAGGUUAAAGGUUUUACCGUUGAAGACCAGUCUUACUCCAAGUUCUCAGGAUGGCAGCAGUAACCAGGAAGAUGGCCAGGAAAGUUCUCCCAAAUGGAUUGACUCUGGGUCCAAUUCAGAGGAAGAAUGCACUAACAGUUACCUAACAUUAUGCAAUGAAUAUGGUCAAGAAAAGGUUGACCCUGGUUCAUUAAAUGAGGAGUCUGUCUUGAAAGCAGAUGAUGUUACCAAAGAAGAAGAAGAAGGCUUCCAGGAACAUGAAGCAGUUGCCAGUGGGAAUUUAGGAUCCCCCUUCACAUCUCAGGAAGUAAAGGUUUUUGCUGAUGACACUGACCAAGAAAUAGCUAGUCCUACAAGGAUAUCAGAAUCGAUAAGUAAAUCCAAGAAUAGCCCUAUGGAGUUCUUCAGAAUUGACAGUAAAGAUAGUGCCAGUGAACUUCUGGGGCUCGAUUUUGGAGAGAAACUUUACAGCUUAAAAUCAGAAUCUUUAAAACAGUUUUUUUCCAUGCCGGAACGGGAUAGGAGUCUUGAUGUCAUAGAAAACAAAUUGGGCCCUAUAUCUCAGGAUACUAUCAGCAGAGGUUCCAAUGACUCUGUGCCAGUGAUCUCCUUUAAGGAUGUUGCUUUUGAUGAUGUCAGUAGCAUUGACGAAGGGAGGCCUGACCUUUUGGUCAACUUACCAGGCAUAACAGAGCAAAUGAAAGAUGCUGUCACAGAUGGGCCAACAAAGCUGACAGAACAGAACGGAGACGUCUUUGAAAGCAAGUUUCUGGAAACCCCUGAUGUCUUGCAAUUAAAUAGUAGCACAGAGCAAUGCAGAACACUUGAGCAAAAGGUCAACCAUUUGGUUGCAGAAGACUCAGGACAGCAGGGUGAUGACACUCAGGAAGUUCUCAGGACGUUCCAUAUGGCUGAUAGUGACCCAGCUGGUUCUGGGGACAGGACUCUUUUUCAAGGACUUGGAGCAGCAGCAUCUUCAUCGUUAGAUGCACUCAGCAUAGAGGAAAGUUUGUUGAUUCCAAACACGCAGGCAGCUACUAAAGAACGUAGGUUACACGUGGACAAUGAAGCCAUCCUGCUGUUUUCUGAUCAUGCUGAAGACUUGAGUAAAGAGGGAGCGGCCUCCGCUUUGUUGCACAAAGCAGAAAGCAAAGAGUCAGGUGCGAGGGGCAGAGGAGAGAAUGAAAUACACCAAAUUUUUCAGGACCUUGACGAGAGAUUAGCGCUAACCUCCCGGUUUUACCUCCCUGAGGGCUGCGUUCAAAGAUGGGCAGCUGAAAUGGUUGUAGCCCUUGAUGCCUUGCAUCGAGAAGGAAUUGUGUGCCGUGAUUUGAACCCAAACAACAUCUUAUUGAAUGAUCGAGGACACAUUCAGCUAACGUAUUUUAGCAGGUGGAGUGAGGUUGAAGAUUCCUGUGACAACGAUGCCAUAGAGAGAAUGUACUGUGCCCCAGAAGUUGGAGCUGUCUUUGAAGAAACCGAGGCCUGCGAUUGGUGGAGUCUGGGCGCUCUUCUCUUUGAACUCCUCACAGGGAAGACUCUGGUGGAGUGCCAUCCAGCGGGAAUAAAUACCCACACCUGUUUGAAUGUGCCAGAUCAUAUCUCAGAGGAGGCAAGAUCACUCCUUCGGCAGCUCCUGCAGUACCAUGCUGUGGAGCGUCUUGGAGCCGGAGUGGCUGGAGUCGAAGACAUCAAGUCGCAUCCCUUUUUUGCCUCCAUUGACUGGGUGGAGUUAACGAAGUGAAGGGUCUUGUGGCAUCAUCUGCCCAUGCUCAGGUCUUUUGACUGACACCUUUUUUUGGCUCGCUGCCAUUUAAAGGAAUUGUGGCUCUCGGGCAAGAAUGAGGAAAGUGGGAACUGAAAUAAUAGUGUCAAAGAGAGAACAAUUUAAACCAGAACCAAUGAUGUGGCAAAAUGCAAGCUGAAUUUUGGUGUCAAGAAGUUGCUAUGUGUUGCCUAAAGCGUGAUCUAAAUUCUACACUACUAGGCACAGAGCAUAGUGGCUCACACACCAUGGAGAUGAACGUCCAUAUUUUGGGAACCACCCACUCUGCUGAGAGGCUCUACAAAGUGCGUCUGCACUGGUAAUCCCUGUAACAAGGAUUCCCAGAUGUGGUUGACUAAAAUUCCCAUAAUCUCCAGCCAAAGGCCAUUGCAGGUGGGAAUGAUGGGAGUUGUAGUCAACAUCUGGGAAUCCCUGUUACAAGGGGAGACUGGUCCACACUACUGCAGCGGUGGGCUGUUCUGUUCCUACUAAGAAUUGUGCAAUCGCAGUUGCAACAUUAUUUCCCAUGGAAGUAGUGUCACAACUGCGAUUGCGCAAGGCUUAGCAGUAACGGAAAUGCCCAGAUGUACUUUGUAGAGCCCUUCAGCAAAUGCAGGUGGCUCUCAAAAUGUGGAUGUUUCUCGGCAAGGUAUGUGGGCCAGUACCCCUUUCACUGGAAUUAGAUGUGGCAGUGGUCUCAGGGUGGCCACUGAAAACAGCAGUCCCAUGUCAGCACUCCCUGUCUUCUCUCUGAAUUGCGUAGUUUCGGAAAUAUGGGAUGUGAAGUCCUCACAUCGUGCAUUUCCUCAUCUCCAUUUCAGCUACUGAGUCUCAGCCGCUGAGAUUGGGGAACACAUUGAAAGUGGGGGGGAUUCCGUGGAGACUUGAUGUUUUCGGCUGCAUCGCUGUGAAUGUAGUCAUAUCUAGUUCCAGCCUCGGUGGGGAAUCAUGUAAACGGGAAUGCACUCCUUGUGUUUUGUUUUGUUUUUCUUAAGUGAAGAUGGAAGUGUACUGUUAGCCUCUUAUUGUACAUGCUAACUCGCAGUCCACUUGCCAGCUGAAAACCAAUCCUUUUAAUGUAUCUUUUUUCCUGUGCUAGAUAUGCCUGAAGUGGGGUGGGGAAUGGGGAAAAAAUAACUUAUUAAUAACAUACGCUAAAUAAAAUACUAUGAUGCUUUUGCAAAAACUUGGCAUGUAAUAAGUGUAUCUCCAUGUUGGGAAAAAAAAUUACAAAAGCUGUAUCAUAAUAUCAUGUAAUGUAACUUCAAAAUGGUUGCAUAUUGUCUAUCAGAAGUUGGAAGGGGAGAUUCCUGAUACUAUGAUGCUGUUCUUGUUGGUUGGCAAUGUCCAUUUUUAAAGCACUAAUUCUUUGACCUCGAGUGAAUUAUAUGUUUAAGUCACUACAAAGGAAGGUUUCCAGCCAGAUAACGAUUGCUUUGGUAAUUUAACAUGGACCAAGGGAAUAGAAUGCUGAAUAAAUGUAUUGAUAUGAAUGAUGCUA